AUGAGAGCACAGUGGGAAGCAGCGCAGGCGGGACUGCGUGUCUUCUUGGAGGAAGAUGGCGAAUAUGCAAACUUCCUGGAGAGUAUCGAGAAAAAUUUGGCGCGGAAGCUGCGCUUCGAAUAUCAAUCACGAGGUGGAUCUCAUGUGGAGAGCGUCGCCUUCGACCGGUUCUUAGAGGUCGCCGCGCAGAUCUGGCACAUUCACGCGUUCUUCCAGUCAAAGCUGAGGGCAAUUGCCGAGCCUUUGGCACGUGGACCUGCAGGCUCAGUCGAGGAAAAAUGCAACAGCUUUGUGGAGAUUCUGGCGGAUAUGCUGAGCCUCCUCCGCAUGCAAUACGGGCAACUCUUUUGUCGACGUGAAGCCACUCAAGCUGCAUUCGACGCAGCUUUAGCUAACAACAUAAGAGAAUGGGACGGUAAGGUGCUGGAAAAGUAUCUGGCGAAGCAGCAGCUGACUGCAGACAAGCUGGUGGAUCGGCCAUUGCAGCGAUUCGAGGAACUGGUAGAGUUUGUUGAGGCGCUGAGUAAGACUCUCUCCGAAGAUGGCAUUGAUGGAGCUCUAAGCAAUGACAGUGAUAUGGGUACUGAAGAGAAACUCAACUAUGCUCCCCAACUGAUGCAUAUCGUCCAAGAAACCAAGCACUACAUUCACCUGGUCAAGGCAAAUGCACGCGAGGAGAAAGAAUUAAUAUCGCUUCAAAGCUGCUUCUACGGCGACGGAGCUGAGGCUUUCCAUGAUUUGUCGGACAAUAAGCUGCUUCUUCACGGUGAAGUCUUCUUGUCGCAAAGCGAUCGGAGUGGAGCUGAUUCAGAGACUGCAACAAGUAUUACUGGUUCAUUCUCCCAGCCAGAAGAUCUUUACCUUCAUUGCUUUCAGGAUGGCACGUUAGUUUGCAGCAAACGACAGUGCUCUGAGUCAGGAUCUGCGUUUACCAUCCUGCGCCGUCUACAUCUCAAGCAGGACGCGGCCUUUCUGGAGUUUGUUCCGUCAAUUGUGCCGAUACAUGAAUCUUUAGAAGAAACGUGUGCUUUGGCACUGAUUCUGCAAGACACAACACUCGUCUUUUCCUGGAGAGACGCAUCGGAGUAUCAGCAAUGGUCUGAUACUAUUGGGGGAUUUCUGGAAAUGAAUGGAUCACGGGCUGAAAAUCUUCACCAAGGCCGAUCGAUUGAUGCUCUGCCAGUACCUGAAGAUAUUUCAGCGCAGCUUGUAGAGACCGAUACCAUACCGACCAAAUUUGCCUCGUUUUAUGACGAUCAUCUUCCUGGCGUCUUCUGGAUGAUGAUUGAUGACGCCAGCAAGUCACGUUGGGAAUUGGUCGAAAUUGUCUUCUAUGUUAGAUGGCUGGUAGUUUUCAAGCUCGACGGAUGGAAAAGGCACUCAGCUUUAUGUCAAUUUGAUACGCAUGCACCUGAGAUUGAGAUUAGUGAGCAGCCACGAGGAGAUAAAGAGUGGAGCUUGGUCAUUUCGAAUGGAUCUGCUGGCAGUCUGACACUCGUAUCGAAGAAAAGGACUAGAAUUGACUUCUGGUUUGAUCAAGUGUGGAAAGCCAUCGAGAAUGCCCAAGUUGAAACUAGACGAACUGAAAGAGAAAAGAGGGAGCGAAAAGAGAUGGAAGAGGAGGAACAAUCUAUGCGUGUUGAGAGGAAGAAGCGAAAGUUGCAGACGGUAUCUGACAAGGAUGAAAGUGCCGUUGAUGCGACACUAAACUCUUCCUCCAAUGCAAGUCCAGCAGGGUCUAAUAACUCGAAGCCUGAUGAUAAAACGGACGAAGAAUAUGGUGAGCUGGAUAAGAGUACAUCAAGUAUCGUUGUGGCAGAGGAACUUAUCGCAGCACUGCCAGUUAGCAAGAAAUCCCGACGUUUAUCCGACAAACCAAAGCCGAUAUCUGCUGCGGCUUCCGCCGAAAAGGACACUUGUACCUCUUCCAUCGUCUCGCCAGCUGUGACAACUCCGAAGAGAAGAUGGCUGAAGAGGAAGUCUGAGGACCCUGACGACACGGCCUUGAUACCGACGCAACCAAGCUCAAGCAUCCCAACUGAUGAGACUACGAGUGAGAUUGAUACCUUGCAGCUUCCUGCCAACGAAGCAGCUGCUGAGGAGCCGAGGACCCAGGAGGUUCGGAUUAUCCUCACUGGUAUUGAACCUACGGCUGCCAUCCGAAAGAAAAUCGAUUCGAUUGCUGGUGCUCUAUACGAAGAAGACAUUGAGAAGGCAACGCAUAUUCUGGCCCCGAAGAACCAAUUAAAACGAACGGUGAAGCUGCUGUGCGGGAUAUCGCGCAGCUCUCACGUCCUGGACGUGCGGUGGUUGGACGAGUCGGCACGUGUGGGCGCUCCUGUCUACGAGCGAGCUCAUUGCUUGAAGGAUUCGAAAGCUGAAGCGAAGUGGAAGUUCGAUUUGUUAAAAACCAUGUACGACUAUACCCCCGAGCAGCGGCAACAGCUCUUCACUGGACAUCGGGUGUUUAUCACCAACCACAAGUCAGUACUUCCGCCGGUGAAGGACCUGGUGAAGAUCGUUGAGUGCGCCGGUGGAGUUGCUGUGACCAAAGGCAGUGCCGAUCCGAACGACGUGGUCAUCACGAGCGACGCGGCACUGGUCACGGCCUCGGUUCGCAAGGCACUGACGCAGGCGAACCCGCAGCGGAUCUACUCGGCUGAGCUUAUUUUGAGUGGUAUCUUGCAGCAGCACAUUGAUUUUGACCAGAAUCGUCUGGAGCAAUCGGGUGGUGGCAGCAGUCGCCGACGCAGGUAG
Messenger RNA from Phytophthora infestans T30-4, 2757 nucleotides. RefSeq lists its product as uncharacterized. NCBI's taxonomy places the organism in Eukaryota, Oomycota, Peronosporomycetes, Peronosporales, Peronosporaceae. Bases 1 to 2757 code for a protein of 918 amino acids. The record is from RefSeq and is a predicted model, not a curated record. The transcript has a single exon.